CGACGCACGUGCUACGACCGGGAUCGACCAUGAACACGCUGCAUGCCAACGACUGCGGGGCCGACGGCGCGCCGGUCCUCACCGCAGACGAGUCCAUCCUCUCGGUCUUCCCGAGCAUCCGCAUGUUCUUCAGCGAGUACGACGAGGAAGAUGAGGCUUCCGUCGUGGCCAAGGGCGCGGGCAACCUCGUCGUAACAACCAAGCGCGUGGUUUGGAUCACGUCGCAGCCCGGCAUGGCCGAAGUCGGCUACGCAUGGGACAUGCGGUACCUCUCGCUGCAUGCGAUCUCGCGCGAUACGUCGAGCUUCCCGGAGCCCUGCCUGUACUGCCAUCUGGACGUGGAGGAUGAUGUCCAAGAAGUCCGCUUCGUCCCCGACGACAGCUCCAAGACGUUGCAAGCCAUGUUUGACGCGUUCUCGGCCUCGGCGGCCUUGAACCCAGACGACGACGAAGAUGACGAAGAAGGCGAAUGGAUCUACAACGAAGACGAGGUUGAGGCCGGUGCGCAGAUGGACAUUGCCGCGCAUCUGGACUCGAUCCUUACCGUGUCGCCGGCCAUUGCGCAGGCGCAUGGCGGCGUUGCAGGGCAGUUUGACGACGCCGACGAAGACGACUUGUUGUAAUAUGCAAAAUGGACUCGCCUUCUCGCAACGCCUCUCC
Messenger RNA from Saprolegnia parasitica CBS 223.65, 660 nucleotides. RefSeq lists its product as hypothetical. NCBI's taxonomy places the organism in Eukaryota, Oomycota, Saprolegniomycetes, Saprolegniales, Saprolegniaceae. The coding region runs from base 30 to 623 and encodes 197 amino acids. The transcript has 6 exons. Gene Ontology annotation, biological process: mRNA cis splicing, via spliceosome. The record is from RefSeq and is a predicted model, not a curated record. Gene Ontology annotation, cellular component: cytosol; spliceosomal complex.